GGGUGUUCCCGCUUCUCGUCGCACUCUCUCUUUUCUAUCUAUCUCUCUAUCUCUCUCUCUCCCCCCUGCCCUCUUCUCUUUGUACGCUUUCUCCCAGUCUUGGGUCACUGCUGUACUGGAAAGCAGUUCAAAGCGUUGCUGUGGACCCCUGGACCCUAAAGGCCCUCCAGAAACACCUGGACACAGGUUCUGUGUGACGUUUUCUGAGAUUUCUGGCAGAAACAGAAGACCGAGCACAGUCCCUACUGAUGGAAGCUGUUCUAAAUUUUGAGGGGGACAAGGACUUGUCCUAUGAGGACAAUGACUCCUCUCUAGGCUCUCCAUUCACCCUGAGUCCAGUGGGACAGACAGGCAGUUAUGACCUGGAGCAGGGAAGGCAGAAGGAGGAGGAGGAGGAGGAGCAGGAGGAGCAACCUGCUGAAAGCUACGCUCUCUCUAUCAUUCCCAGAAGUGUAGACGCUGCCUGGAACACUAACACAAAUGCCACCACCAGAGGUGACGCUCAGGCGUAUGUGGAGCUGAACGAGCUGCUGGGGAACAAAUGGCAGGAGACUGGCCGCUGGGCAGGCUAUGAGGAGUCCUACAAUCCAAUCACUGGUGCAUGGGGGCCCUCCCAUGUCUCUUACCUCACUUUCAAAAGCCUUAUCCAGCUCCGCAAGGUCAUGAGCACAGGGGCGGUGCUGCUGGAUGUGGAUGAGAGUGGUCUCUCAGGCAUUGCUGAGAGGAUUGUAAAUGAACUUCUGGACAGGAAAGAAAUUCGACCAUCCGAUCGUGAAGCCCUGCUGAAGGCACUGCUACAGAAACGCAGUCAGACUGAAGGACCUUCAACUGAGACUUCAGGCAUUGAUAUGAUUGAGAUGGUGCAUACCUUCUCCGUCACCAAACAGAGAGAUACAGCUGAUAGCGUAGAGGCAUCCAUCGUGCUGUCGGGUGUGGUGGACUCCCUGCAGAAGCCAGUAGUGGCAUUCAUGAGACUGCGGGAUGCUGUAGUGAUGGACGGCAUUCUUGAGGCUAACAUGCCCGUGCGCUUCAUCUUCGCCUUGGUGGGCCCCAGUCAGAGCGGCAUAAACUUUCAUGAGAGUGGACGAGCCAUGGCCACUCUGCUAGCCGAUUGGGUCUUCAGCUUGGAGGCCUACCUUGCCCAGAAUGAAAAAGAGCUGACCAAUGCAAUCGCUGACUUCAUGGACUGCAGCAUUGUGAUUCCACCCACUGAGAUCCAGAGUCUGGCCAUGCUUCAGCCCAUUGUUAACUUCCAGAAAAGGAUACUGCGUGAGAGGCUCCGUCCAGCUGAUACUCGCAUCGCCUUGGGGCAAAAAGCUAAAGGACCUGAGAAGCCACGAGAAGAUCCAUUAGCCCGAACUGGGUAUCCAUUUGGGGGACUGGUCAAGGACAUAAAGCGCCGUUACAAGCAUUAUGUUAGCGACUAUACAGAUGCCCUCAAUCCUCAGGUGCUGUCUGCUGUCAUUUUCAUCUACUUUGCCGCCCUCUCCCCUGCUAUCACCUUCGGCGGACUGCUGGCGGAUAAGACGGAGCAUAUGAUGGGUGUGUCUGAGCUGAUGAUCUCCACUUGCCUGCAGGGAAUCAUCUUUUCCCUGUUUGCUGCACAGCCUGUAUUGAUCAUCGGCUUCACCGGGCCGCUGAUGGUGUUUGAAGAAGCUUUCUUUGAGUUCUGUAAGUCCCAGGGCGUCGAGUAUAUUGUGGGACGGAUCUGGGUUGGCAUGUGGCUGAUCAUCAUUGUGUUGAUCGUGGUGGCAGUGGAGGCUAGUUUCUUGGUCCGCUUCAUCUCUCGUUUCACCCAGGAGAUCUUCUCCAUCCUUAUCUCCCUUAUCUUCAUCUAUGAGACCUUUGCCAAGCUUAUGAAGAUUUUCAAAACUCAUCCUCUGGUUCUGAAUUACGAGCAUUUGAAUGCGACUCUGGAUGACCCCUUCCACCCAGUGUAUGAGGUCGAAAAUGUUACAGACGAGCACGGUAAUAUUACUCACCAGCACAGUGUGCGUGAGAGAGCGUACCCCAACACCGCCCUGCUCUCUAUGUGCCUGAUGUUUGGCUGCUUCUUCAUUGCCUACUUCUUUCGUCAGUUCAAGAACGGCAUCUACCUCCCAGGCCCUAUUCGCCGCAUGAUCGGAGAUUUCGGUGUGCCCAUUGCCAUUUUCUUCAUGAUUGCCGUUGACAUCAGUAUUGAGGACGCCUACACACAGAAACUGGUGGUGCCACAAGGUCUGACUGUGUCCAACACUUCUGCCCGAGGCUGGUUUAUAAACCCCUUGGGAGAGAAAAAACAUUUCCCCAUCUGGCUAAUGUUUGCCUGCUUCGUGCCAGCUGUACUGGUCUUCAUUCUCAUCUUUCUUGAGUCUCAGAUCACCACAUUGAUUGUGAGUAAACCAGAGAGGAAGAUGUUGAAGGGCUCUGGCUUCCAUUUGGAUCUGCUCCUCAUUGUGGCUUUGGGUGGAGCAUCCUCCGUUUUUGGCGUCCCCUGGCUCAGCGCUGCAACAGUGCGAUCCGUCACCCACGUCAAUGCACUCACUGUUAUGACCAAAGGCCCAAAACCUGAGGUUGAAAAAGUGUUGGAGCAGAGGAUCAGUGGAAUGCUUGUGGCUGCUUUAGUUGGCAUAUCCAUUCUCAUGGAGCCUAUCCUGAAGCAGAUUCCCAUGACGGCUCUGUUUGGUAUCUUCCUCUACAUGGGUAUCACCUCUCUGAGUGGCAUUCAGCUAUGGGAUCGCAUGCUGCUCUUGAUUGUGCCCAAAAAGUACCACCCAUCUGAUCCUUAUGCCACUCGAGUUCAAACCUCGCGAAUGCACCUCUUCACCGUGAUCCAAGUGGUGUGUCUAGGAAUCCUGUGGGCAGUGAAGAUGAGCAAGGCCUCACUCGCCCUGCCCUUUAUCCUCAUCCUCACCAUCCCUCUGCGCAUGCUCCUGACCGGACGCCUCUUCACUGUCCUCGAGAUGAAAUGCCUGGAUGCCGACGAUGCCAAAGUGGUUCUGGACGAGGAGCCGGGUAUGGACGUAUAUGAUGAAUCUCCUUUCCCAUAACUGACUCCUUGCUGUUCACUGACCGUUUGAACUCAGGGAGCAGGCAACAAUUCUGACAAGUGCCUUUCUGAAACUAUCAAGUGAAUUACAGCUUACACCAACAGGAACUUUCAGCUGAUAGUGUUCAAAACUGUUCAUUCAUGAUUUGUUUAGCCCCUUGCUGAUUUGCAUAUCAUUGCUGUGCAAAGAAAACCAUGCAUCUCCAUGUAUGCAUCAUUUUAACAGCUGUCCUUUAUGUUGUAUGAAAAUUUUAUGAUGAAUGGACCAAUAGAAAUGCUCCAAAAUCACUUGGAAUAAUAUCUCUUUACAUUAACUUACAUGAUAGGGUAAGUGGGCCUUUGCCUUCUCCUGUAAAGUUCCAUUUUAAAGAUACUUGUUUUUUUGUUGGACAGCGAUGAAAUCCAUUUUGAUCAUUGGCCUGACCAUUAUUAUACAUUCCAUGCCAUGCUUUUCCAUGCUUUUUCCCUAAUGGACUGUUUAGCUGUAUUUAGGUUUUUUUUUUUUUACUUUAUUUUGGUUUUGCAAAUUGUGAAAUCUAUUAUCUUUUGUUCAUUAUUUUUAGUUUCAGCAUCAGCUUAGUCCUAUGCUGCCAGUGUGUGUGACUGAAUCUAGUAUUAUUUUCUACAUUAACAGUUGCCAAAAUAUCACAUUGUGCCUCCAUGAUUUGUCCGAAUUAUUGUUUUCACCAUUAUGUUUCAGGGCAAGAUCACCUCUGUAAAUAUCUUAGGCCUGAAGUUCCAUGAAUCAGCAUUUGAAUAGAUCAGAUAUUUGAGUGGGUUUGAAUAGUGAUGCAUGUACAUUUGAUUUUAUUGUUAUGCUUACUUGAUGAUUGAUUCUGUUUUCGAAGUCAUUUAACUAUUAAAAUUGUAUUAUCAAAUAAUC
Molecule: messenger RNA, 3911 nt
Organism: Pygocentrus nattereri (red-bellied piranha)
Lineage: Eukaryota; Metazoa; Chordata; Actinopteri; Characiformes; Serrasalmidae
Gene: slc4a1a
Product: solute carrier family 4 member 1a (Diego blood group)
Exons: 21
Coding region: 249-3029 (926 amino acids)
Biological process (GO): bicarbonate transport; monoatomic anion transport; regulation of intracellular pH
Cellular component (GO): plasma membrane; basolateral plasma membrane
Molecular function (GO): solute:inorganic anion antiporter activity; bicarbonate transmembrane transporter activity; monoatomic anion transmembrane transporter activity
Source: RefSeq, a predicted model, not a curated record